This is a messenger RNA of Ylistrum balloti, 2169 nucleotides long. RefSeq lists its product as uncharacterized. The coding region runs from base 1 to 2169 and encodes 722 amino acids. Lineage: Eukaryota; Metazoa; Mollusca; Bivalvia; Pectinida; Pectinidae. Gene Ontology annotation, molecular function: nucleoside:sodium symporter activity; nucleic acid binding. The transcript is spliced from 10 exons. Gene Ontology annotation, cellular component: membrane. The record is from RefSeq and is a predicted model, not a curated record. Gene Ontology annotation, biological process: nucleoside transmembrane transport.
AUGGAUGUCGACCAGAGUGCCUCAAGACAACGUGUUGAAAAUGGUAUAACUGUUGCUUUGAUUUCGUUAAAUAAACUCGACAGUGAUGGAAAACGGAUUUCUUCCGUCAACUCUCAUAUUGAUGUGGAAAAUCCACCAAUAGUAGAAACAGCAGAAUCGGGUCCACAAUCUUGUAAUGUAGGUGGAGGCGAAAAGACUUUCUUCAUCGACAAAUUGUUUCAUGGGAUUCAUGGCAGUGUUUUAAAGCACAAAAAGACAGUUAAGAGAAUUAUAUACAGCGUCUUACUGCUGUUGUAUCUGGCGUAUGCCGUGUACUCUCUUAGUUUUCGGUUUGGAGACGAGGGUUCCUGGAGACUUCUGAUAUGUACAAUAUUACUACUGAUGUACCUCGGUUGGAGGAUUAUCACGACAUUGUCUGUGUACCAGUCAUUUAGAAAAUCUCUUGGACCGAAGAACCCUGAAAAUAUUACUAAAGCAAAGAAAAUAGUACGAUGGAUGAUGUACUUUAUUGUGCUGGUGCUCAUUGCCGUGUACAUCGGACUCACGGUUAUACAAACGAGCCCACGAAACCUCAUCUCUCUCGGCGGGAUCUUCGUCUUCAUCUUCAUCUUAUUCCUCAUGUCCAACAAUAAGACGAAUAUCAAAUGGCACACUGUGUUUUGGGGACUUUGCCUCCAGUUCGGUUUUGCCCUGGUCAUCCUGCGGACAGAGUGGGGUAUCGGUGCUGUACGCUGGGUCACGAAUAGAUUCAUGGAAUUCAUUGCUUUCUCAGAUAAAGGCUCAGCAUUUAUUUUCAGUGAAAGGUACAAAGAAUUUGACAUCAUAUUUAAGGUUGUACCUUCUGUGAUCGUGUUCUGUGCCGCCAUUUCUGUUUUGUCCUAUCUCGGCGUCCUGGCCUUCAUCGUCUCAACAAUUGGCGGUUUCCUUGGUUACUGUCUACAAACAAAUCCUGUGGAAUCAAUCAACGCUGCCACGAAUAUAUUCAUGAGUGGUAUCGAGUCCUUGAUGAUCAUCAAUGAAUACAUAGACUCACUCACUACAUCCGAACUUUUUUGCAUCUACACGAACGGUGUUUCAUCCAUUGCGGGAUCCGCUCUCGUUGUAUUUUCUAGUUUUGGGGUACCUGUAGAAUACCUACUAACAGCCUCAGUUAUGUCUGCUCCAGCCGCCCUGGUAACGUCUAAACUGGUGUAUCCAUCUGAAGAACGCAAAGACGAAGAUAAAAAAUAUCUUAUUGGAACACGGAGUGGUGUCAAAAGUUUAGUGGAAGCCUUAUCAAAAGGUGGAAUGCAGGGACUACAGCUCAUGGUAAACGUUCUCAUCAACCUUCUCAUUUACAUAUCCCUCUUCGCCUUCGUCAACGCAGCUGUCACGUGGUUUGGGAAUAGAGCAGGGAUGGAGGAGCUUACGCUCGAGAAAAUAUUUUCGUAUGUCCUUUGGCCACUGGCAUUCAUCAUGGGAAUCGAUGCUGUAGAUUGUCUGAAAGUUGCCGAAAUGUUGGGUGUUCGCAUGUUUGCAACCGUGGCCCUAAGCUACAUACAAAUGGGGAAGUAUUUCUCAAACAAAGAGCAAUACAACCAGUACACAGCUCUUUAUAACAACACAGUGACGACAUCUAGUGGCGAUAUUUUCCUUCCGAACUGGAACGCAACAUUAGAAAAUGGAAUUCUAACGGACCGUUCCGAGCUGAUCACUACCUAUGCUAUGUGUGGGUUCGCUAGCAUGCCGUCAAUUGGUAUCUCCCUGGGAUCGUUUGCGGCCCUUGCCCCGAGACGACUUGAUGAAAUAUCGAAGAUAGCCAUGAAAGGGUUAAUAGCUGGUACAAUAGCUAGUUACCUUACUGCAUGUGUCGCAGGUACUCAUAACCGUGCUAUUCAGCAAAACUGUAAGGAAACGAUUGCGAAAAGUUGGUCUGUUGGCACGUCACCCGGUUGUAGGUCUGCCCCUUACCGCUGCUCGUCGCCAAGGUUGUAUGACUUGGAUGGCGGCACAUGCCCCAUAAUAUCCCCAUUGAGGCAGCGGAGGCGGGUCUUGUUUACUGAUGAGUCCCGUUUCGACUCCUUUCGAGGAGACGGUCGACGUCAUGUAUACCGAUGUCGUGGAGAACGUUUUGCCAACUGCUGCGUAGCAGAGACGGAUAUGUUUGGGGGUGGAUCGGUUAUAGCGUGA